AUGGUGGUGGAUGUUAGAAAGGUGAAUGAUAGAGUAAUGACUAUUAAGCUUGUGGUUGGUGGGGUUACUUUUAAUAUGAUUAGUGCUUACGCGCCUCAGGUGGGCCUGGGCGAAGAGGUCAAAAGGCGCUUCUGGGACGAUUUGGACAAGGUUGUACUUGCUUUUAAGCCAAUCCAAAUACCUUCUAAGGCUAAUGCUCAGGAGUUGGGAGAGAAACUGUUGGCCAUGGGAGCCUGGAGGAGUAGUGGGGACGUGAGUAGUAUGUGGACCACGACAACGAACUGCAUUAGGGAAGCUACUAGAGAGGUAUUAGGGUUAACGAAGGGUUAUUCGAGAGGUCACAAGAGAGACUGGUGGUGGAAUGAGGAGGUCCAAGGAAAAGUGGAAUCUAAGAAAGCGGCAUAUCUGAAGCUAGUGGGGAGCACAGAUGAGGAGGAGAAGAGGACGUGUUGGGAGUGUCAUAAGAAGGCAAGGAAAGAGGCAAAGUUGGCGGUCACAACGGCUAAAACCGCAGCUUUUGAGCGUCUAUAUGAGGAUCUUGGGGGAAAAGUAGGCGACAUGAAGAUGUACAGCGUUAGAUGUGCUGAUGGGACACAUACAAGGAGAUGUGCAAGUAUGUUAUUUGCUAAUGACAUAGUUCUGAUUGACGAGACAUGGGGCGAAGUUAAUGCUAGGUUGAAAGUUUGGAGACAGACACUGGAGUCUAAAGAUUUUAAGUUGAGUAGGCCAAAAACUGAGUACUUGGAGUGCAAGUUCAAUAAUGGGAUGUAUGAAGAAGAAGUGGAAGUGAAGAUUAGUACUCAAGCCAUCCCCAAAAGGGAUAGUUUCAAGUAUCUUGAGUCUAUUAUUCAAGGAAACAGGAAGGAUAGGAUUAGGAAUGGAGUUAUCAUAGAUAAGGUAGGAAUGGCAUUUGUGGAGGAUAAGUUGCAGGAAUCGAGGUUGAGAUGGUUUGGGCAUGUGAAGAUAAGAGAUAUAGAUACUCCGGUCAGGAGGUGUGAGGGAUUGUCCAUGGUGGGUCUGAGGAGGGGAAGGGGUAGGACGAAGAAGUAUUAG
Nicotiana tabacum (common tobacco) is the source of this 1053-nucleotide messenger RNA. RefSeq lists its product as uncharacterized. NCBI's taxonomy places the organism in Eukaryota, Viridiplantae, Streptophyta, Magnoliopsida, Solanales, Solanaceae. The record is from RefSeq and is a predicted model, not a curated record.